Molecule: messenger RNA, 2717 nt
Organism: Scleropages formosus (Asian bonytongue)
Lineage: Eukaryota; Metazoa; Chordata; Actinopteri; Osteoglossiformes; Osteoglossidae
Gene: ovol1b
Product: ovo-like zinc finger 1b
Exons: 4
Coding region: 485-1396 (303 amino acids)
Biological process (GO): epidermal cell differentiation; regulation of transcription by RNA polymerase II
Cellular component (GO): nucleus
Molecular function (GO): DNA-binding transcription factor activity, RNA polymerase II-specific; RNA polymerase II cis-regulatory region sequence-specific DNA binding
Source: RefSeq, a predicted model, not a curated record
UGUUUGUCACCGUUAUUUCCACGCGCAUGCGCAGUGUCGCUUCACCGCUACCUGGCCUCAGGUCCGACCUGCGCGUCGCUCCCGGCGCGCUUCGCACGCAGAUGAACCAGGAGGUUCUCUUCGGUCUGCGGUUCGCGUGACUUGGGGUAAAACCUGCAACGCGGAUUUCUUUUACCUGGGGCACACCUGUGUAUCACACCUGGGAGAGAGCGAGAAGGUUGGUAAAAAUGCGGGGGAAGGUAGAAACGUUGUAAAAGGAUCGGAAGGAGGAAGAAAGGUUCGGAAAAGCGCAGAAGCUGAUGAGUGCUGGCGGAGGAGUGUAUCCGGGAUAGUGACCGAACCCGAACCCUGGACCUCCAGUGAUACAGGAGGAAGCCGUGCGAGCAGCUCCACCUUCACACGCGGAGGAUCGGCUCGGGUCUCCGGGAACGACCCCCUGGCUGGGUCCGUUUCGUUUCGUUUGGUUUGGUCUGAGGAGCAGCAGAUGCCUCGCGCGUUCAUGGUGAAGAAGGUGAGCGUCUCACCUGGGAAGCGCACCUGGAGCCAAGCGUUGGAGCGCGAGAUCGGGACAACCUACACACCAGGUGUCCCCCUCAGUGGCGUGCAGACGGCAGCCAGUCCCGCAGAGUCCAGCCCCCGCUGCCCCACAUGGCUGGAACACAUCAAGUGCAGUGGUCACGUCCCUGUUGCCGAACUGCCCUCCUGCUCUGCCCUGGCGGAGGAGGGACCAGACCCUGGGGGGCAGGCUGAUGAUGUGUGUGCCAAUUUCUUCCGCCCCAAGAUCAAGGUGACUACAGGUGAGAUGGACAUGGUGACGCGGGACUCUGGCUUGUCCACAGCUCCCGUCUCGACGCCCGCGGUGCCACCAGAUGUGUCCCCAGGGCCACCGGUGCUCGCAUGCCAGGUGUGCCAGAAGGUGUUCCGCGUGCAGCGUAUGCUCAAGCGCCAUCAGAAGUGUCACAGCGAGACCAAGAAGCACCUGUGCAACUACUGUGGGAAGGGCUUCAACGACACCUUCGACCUCAAGAGGCACGUUCGCACACACACAGGUGUGCGGCCCUACAAGUGCAGCCAUUGCGAGAGGGGCUUCACCCAGCGCUGCUCGCUCGAGUCCCACCUGCGCAAGAUCCACGGCAUCGCGCAGCCCUACGGCUACAAGGAGCGCCGCAGCAAGCUGUACGUGUGCGAGGAGUGCGGCCUCACCGCCCUGGUGCGGGACACUCUGCGGCGCCACCUGCUGGCCGCUCACCCCCACAGCGCGUCUGCUGCUGUCGCGGCCAGAGGAGGGCAUCCCGCCAGGGAGAAGGGAAGGGAGGAGAUGUCCAUGAGCUCCCCUGCAUCUGAGAAUGGCCUUGACAGCGAUGGUACUGCGGGUCCAGGGGAGGGGAAGGAGUGAAGUAGAGAGAUGGACAGCAGAGCAUAACGGGAGGGCUCUGCCCACGUCCUGGUGCCCUACACGACAAAAUUGUGUCCUGCGGGAAACGUGUGUAACGUUCUCGCGGUGCGCCUCUAAUGCUGAUGUGACAGAUGCACAGAUGAACGGGGGGGGGGGGUCUUUAUUUUGCUGUAAAUAAAUGGCAGGACCAGCGCUGCUACGCCCCCAGGUGGCCUGUUGUAUAGCAGGAAAAGCUCAAGGGCUCUUGGGAUUUAUUUUUUCCGUACCUCGCCCGAUCUUUUGAAAUCAUUCUUCGGAUGGAAAAGAACACAUGAAUGUUUUCCGCUCGCCGAAAAGUGGCCCAAGGAGCGAAUGAGUGCAGAAACGGGCCGUCGGUAGAACCUGGGACGGUUUCCUUGCAGCGCCUUCCGAAUGCGGAGAGGGUUAGAAAGGAGGACAUAAGUACCAAACAUCCUGAUGAUUUAUACACCACUUGAAAUGUCGUGAUGCAACGGAACACCACGUUAUACAACGGGCCUGUGCUCCUUUCUCAGGUUCCCCGUUUUGAACCCUCUUAGCGAGGUCCAUUAAUUGUUUAGGAAAAAAAUAUCCAGCAUGUGUGGCUUAAGUAUAAGCUAAGUCAUUGUGAAUAUAUGACAUUAUAUAUUUUCAUGAAGAAUAUAUGAAAGUACUUUUUUUUUUUUUUUUUUUUUUUUUGUGAGGGGCAUACUAAGAAAUUCCUUCAUGGAAACGGCAAGUGGGCAGGGUCCUGGUGUCGGACACUGAUGGGCACAGAGUGAACGCGGUAAAAAAAACUGGAGUCGCCCCACAGUUAUGAUGAAAUACUCUGCCACCGAUAUGAUUCUUCUGGUUAUUCCUGGUGCUGGAGCACGUCUGUCACCGUGACGCAGGGGGUAAAAGUGCUCUGAAGGAGAUGGUAAACUUUCUCUUUACAUUUCUUCAUUUAUUGUGCUAUAAAUAUGUGUAAACAUAUGUAGAAGAAUUAGGUCUUUUAUUCUAGGCUGUUAUGCUAUUCUAUGUUGUUACCGUACUGUAACAUCUUUGGGGUGGGGGGUGCGGGGUCGCUCAUCUUUCAGUACUGCCACAGGGUGACUAUAUGUUGUUCACUAUUCUGGAAAAUUGUGUAUAUUUGCUUUAAAAAAAAAAAAAAGGGAAAAUAGUAGAGCUCUGUUACUGAAAUGUUUUGUGUAUACAGGGUAACGGGCAGUAAAAUUCACUGUCCAGCUGAACACAGUUUUUGUGCUGUCCUAAUUUCCUACUUUAAUUUUGUGUAUGUAAAACAUUUGUUUCAUUCGCAGCUUCUCCACAUUAAAUGUUUCGC